UAAGACGCGUUGGAAACAGUAUCUUUAGCAUGUCCGACCGACACUCUUGAUUUUGUUUCUACGUUACGAUUUUAUGUAAUUUGGAUGUAAAUAUAGAGAAUAUGGACCUAAACACGUUUCACAAGAUUGAUGAGGGACUGACAAGUAGUGAAACGGCCCAGCUGAAGUUUCUGUGCAUGGACCUAAUUCCCAAGAAACGUUUGGAGACCGUGGCUGAUGCCAAAGAUCUAUUCCUGAGACUGGAAGAGCAAGCACUACUUGAUGAUGGGUUACUCGUCCCCGAGCUUCUGGUCACAAUUGGCCGCUUUGACUUGCUUGGCAUCCUGGGAAUGUCCAAAGAAGAUGUGGAAAGGAAACUGCUACAGUGUGACAUGUCUAGGAAAGGUGUCUCAGCCUACAGAAAAAUGCUAUUUGGAAUAUCUGAGCAGAUGACAGCAGAAAACCUUCGUUCGGUGAAGUUCCUUGUAGAACUUCCGAGGUCAAAAUUAGGAACGUCUGCUACAUUUCUAGAUGUUAUAAUUGAGAUGGAAAAGCUACAGAGGCUUGGGGAAGACAACCUGGAUGAACUUUACAAUGUUUUAGACAAAUGUGACAAACAGAUGGCCUGCAGGAUAGAGGACUACAGGACCCGGGAACAAGGAGGCAGACUUCCUCUACGGGAAGUGUUUGGCAGUGCACAAGUUUCCUUACCUGCUGAAAGUAGGCAAAGAUAUCAAAUGGAGACAGGAACUGGAUCGAGAGAAUCACUUUUUACAGACGCAGAACCUGAACCAACACAGGAUGAAUAUUAUAAUAUGACUCGGCGGCCUCUUGGAUAUUGUCUAAUCAUCAACAACUACAACUUUAAAGAAAAGUCCUCACUGAGCAACCGAACUGGAACGAAUAAGGACAGAGGUGACCUUAGCAGAGUGUUUCGCAGAAUGCAUUUUGUGGUUGAGGUUCAGAAUGAUCUGACCGCUUCAGAAAUGAAGGAACUGAUUAAGGAAUUUGCAAAAAAGGAUCAUAAUCAAAUGGGUGCUUUUGUCUGCUGUGUCCUCUCGCAUGGACAGAAGGGCGCGGUUUUGGGCGUGGAUGCUCAAGGAGUUGAAAUCCGUGAAAUCACAAAGCCUAUUGCUGAAUGCCAUACACUAGCAUCCAAGCCCAAGCUUUUCUUCAUUCAAGCCUGCCAAGGAAGUAAGGGCCAGAAUGGUGUAUGGGCAGAGGAUUCACCGGAAAAUGCUACAGAAGAAGAGUAUGAGGCAGAUGCUUAUAAUCCAGCAUACCGCUUUAUUCCUAUAGAAGCGGAUAUGCUAAUCGGAAUGGCCACAGUGGAGCACUACCAGUCCUUCCGGCACACUAUAAAUGGGUCUAUCUAUAUCCAGGAGCUCUGUAAUCAGUUGGAGAAUUUGUGCCCCAGAGGAGAGGAUAUCUUGUCCAUCCUGACAAAGGUAAACCAUGAAGUGAGCUUGAAAAAGAUGAAGGUCUUCAAGCAGAUGCCUGAACCUCGAUAUACCCUCACCAAGAAGCUGGUCCUGCCCAUGGACUAAAGAUUCUGAUUGACUCCUGUUCGACUGGAUUCAUGCUAA
Carassius carassius (crucian carp) is the source of this 1565-nucleotide messenger RNA. RefSeq names its product caspase-8-like. The transcript has 10 exons. The record is from RefSeq and is a predicted model, not a curated record. Gene Ontology annotation, biological process: proteolysis; negative regulation of extrinsic apoptotic signaling pathway via death domain receptors. Bases 102 to 1526 code for a protein of 474 amino acids. Gene Ontology annotation, molecular function: protein binding; cysteine-type endopeptidase activity. Lineage: Eukaryota; Metazoa; Chordata; Actinopteri; Cypriniformes; Cyprinidae.